This is a messenger RNA of Telopea speciosissima, 1776 nucleotides long. Its product is annotated as F-box/kelch-repeat protein At3g61590-like. Lineage: Eukaryota; Viridiplantae; Streptophyta; Magnoliopsida; Proteales; Proteaceae. Bases 350 to 1558 code for a protein of 402 amino acids. The record is from RefSeq and is a predicted model, not a curated record. Gene Ontology annotation, molecular function: protein binding. The transcript is spliced from 2 exons.
UAUAAAAGCUGCUUCCGUUCUUAGGCCUAACCUGUCGUUUUGUUUCCUCGGAAUAAAGGCCAUAUAUUUCAACUCGUCCUUUAAGAAAGCCUAAGUUAAUGGAUCGCUAUGGCUUUUUCUAUGCUGAGUCCACCAAUUUAAGGAUAAAAACAGUGUUACCCAUCUCAUUUCCUUCUAUGUUCUUGACAUUUUUCAGAAAACGUUCAUUGGGUUCUUUUUAAUCCUUCCUAUUUAUCAUUCAUCUUCUCUGCUAAAUCUGGAGGUUGUUGAUAAAUAACCAAAGAAAAGAUUGUUGGAAGAACACAACAUAGUUCUGUUUCCGGUAAGGGUAUCAACACUUUUGUUGAUCAUGGAGGAGGAAACAUCAUGGAUCACCAACCGCUUUGAUGACAUUGGGCGAGAGUUUACAUAUAUUUCAAAGUUUGAGAUACUCCCUGAAAUCAGUGAUGAAGGCAGUAAUUUAAACACACUGGUUCCCAUAGAUUUCAUUCUUCCUGAUGACUUACUGGAAAGAAUUUUUGCCUAUCUCCCUAUUGUAAGCAUCUUUAGAGCAGGUUCUGUAUGUAAACGUUGGUAUGAGCUUGUAAAUUCCAGAAGUUUAAGUGUUUUGUCCCAGAAACCUUGGUACUUUAUGUUUACCAGCUCUGAUGAACCGACUGGGUAUGCUUAUGAUCCCAUCCUACGGAAAUGGUACAGUUUGGAGCUCCCCCGCAUUGAGACAUCUAACUGGUUUAUUGCUUCCUCCUGUGGUUUGGUCUGCUUCAUGGACAAUGAUAGUAGAAGCCAGCUAUUUGUCUGCAACCCUAUUACCAAAGAAUAUAAGUCGCUUGAUGAGCCUCCGGGUUUGAAAUACUCUGACUACAGUGCUCUUGCAAUCUCAGUUGAUAGGAUAUCUAACAGUUACAUUGUUACCAUUGCAAAAUCUAAGCAAGUUCCUGGCAAUUUCCUCCAGUGGGAUCUCUCAGUUGAUGUCUACAGAUCAGAAACAAUGACAUGGAUGACUUCUGCGACAGAGCAGUUGACAGGGUGGAGAGGAGGAGAUGAGAGCGUGAUUUGUGAUGGGGUUUUGUACUUCUUGAGUUACUCUACUAGAGGUGGCAUGGGUUGGCAUGAUCGCCAUGGCUUGAUUAUGCAUGAUCUUUCUAGCCGAUCUUCCCAUGGUAAGCUGAUGCAUAUUCCUGUCCCUUACUCUCUGACAUGUGGUCGUCUGAUGAACCUUAAGGAUAAGUUGGUGAUGGUGGGUGGGAUUGGGAAACUAGACAGACCGGACAUAAUAAAGGGGAUUGGAAUUUGGAUUCUCAAUGGGGAAGAGUGGCAAGAAGUUUCAAGGAUGCCCCACAAGUUCUUCCAAGGAUUUGGUGAGUUUGAUGAUGUAUUUGCCAGCGGUGGAACUGAUGAUCUCAUAUACAUACAGAGUUAUGGAGCUCCGGCACUUCUUGUGUUUGAUAUGAACCAGAAGCAAUGGAAGUGGUCACAGAAGUGCCCUGUGACAAAGAGAUUCCCACUUCAGCUCUUCACUGGUUUUUGUUUCGAACCUAGGCUCGAAGUUGCUCCCUAAUUGUGGGCAUGUUCUUUCUUCUUCAUGGUAAUUGAUAAUUUAAUGCUGCUCCCUUAUUUUAAGUAAUUUUGGAAUUGAAGUCAGUGGAAAAUUCUAUAGAAAAUGUAGUGGACAAGGCUGUGGCUUAUUCAUGUCUCUCAUGAAAUGUGAAUUGUAUUCUUUGCUUUUGGAGAUAUCGUCAGAAGAGUUACAAGUUGAAAGUUUGAAGCCUUGUACAA